Molecule: messenger RNA, 4875 nt
Organism: Ornithodoros turicata
Lineage: Eukaryota; Metazoa; Arthropoda; Arachnida; Ixodida; Argasidae
Exons: 12
Coding region: 844-1557 (237 amino acids)
Source: RefSeq, a predicted model, not a curated record
UAAACAGUUAUGCAAUGGGGUUUCUAUAGUGAAUUCAAACCUUCUGCCUUCCUGUUGGAAACAAGCUUCUAGGUGCAAGGAAUGUGUAGGGCCUACCCACAGGACUAGAAAAUAGCUUGCAUAUCGGAAGGCUUUGAAAAACCUUCAUGGUGCGUACAGUUCAAUGCCUCUUCAACAGCUGCUCCACCUUGGCCAGGAAAAUGUCACUCAGAAUGGACCAACUUAAAUCUGAUGCAAACCCCAUUGUUCUGCUUUUAUACCUUGUCCCCUUUGUUGCAUGAAGAUCGUUGUCUGGUAAAGUGACAUUAGAUCAAGCAGAUCUUUUACCAGCAUGCCUGUACCGUUGUCCAGCAAUUCCUGCUCCUUUUCGACCACCUGAGAAGGACGGUAAACUGUAAUACAAAUCCACUACGUUAUCUUUUUCAGCUCCUCGGACACCUUCCUUAGCCAUUGAAAAAUGACUUCCAAUGAAUUCGUGACGAUGGAGCAAGGUGGUCCUCUGCCCUAAAAGCACUUCUAUACGUUUUGUACACUGCAGGAAAAGAAAAAAAUUAAUAUCGACUGACAGCGUGUGUGAUGGGGCAAAUUGUUGGCAUUCAUCCUGACCCUUCUCCAAGAGGAACAGCCUGUCUUGGGGAAAUUCGCUGUGGCAGAUGUCGGAGCACCAUAAGCAGCGCAAGUUGAUGCGGUCUUUGCCCCGCCAGGUCACUUCAGCCCUUCAGGCAGAUAUGCUCUGGAAUAUGGGAAUCAAAGGUGGUGCCGUGAAAGUUGCAGUGUUCGAUACAGGGCUUCCACGGAACCAUCCUCACUUCAAGAGAGUCAGAAAACGCACCAACUGGACUAAUGAGAAGACGCUUAAUGAUGCAUGUCAUAGGCAGGAUUACGUGCCACACACAAGCUUUUCGCUUCGCUAUAAGGGAUGCACCGCAGGCAGCGAAAGAAGAUGCUCAUCAUGAAAUGAUACGCACUCAUGAGACUGGCUCGGUAUUAGGAAUUCAACGCAUCGCAGUGCAGACAUACAGCAUGGGAGACCACAGGCUGCAUCUCCUGCGGUAUCUUCUUCAGAGGAACUCGACUGUGAACAUGAACUGUAUGCGAGCCAUCAUGUUGUCAAGUCUGCUGACACAUGUCGAUGAACAGCAUGAAAGCCCACACCUUGCCCUUUCUAUAGAAACUUCUUCUGAAGAGCUUGAUUGCGAUCUGGAUCAAGGCCAUGCCAGCCAUCAUGUGUUGCAGCCUGCUGACACAGGAUCAGAGGAGCAUUUCAGUCUGGACGAACAGCAUAGAAGCCGACAGCUUGCCCUUCCUGGUGAAACUUCUUUGGAGGACGUAGGCAGCGAACAGGAACCUUGUCCCACCCAUCACGUUGCUCUCCCUGCUGAAAUGCAUUUAGAGGAGGUUUAUUCAUGUUCAAGCAGUGAAGAAGCAAGGUGUGCUGACCAAGGUGCUCAUAAUUCUGCUUCUUCAACCAGUGAUGUGGAACAGUAUUUCUCGGAUGACGGAGCCCAUGAGAAAAGCCACCCUUUUGACAGUGACAGCCUGAAUGUAAAGGUGUGAAACUGUGUGUCAACAACUGUUGUGGAUGUGUUGGUGUUAGCCUUAGCACAUGUCAGUGGACACAAGUCGACGACAGCUGCACUGCUUGACCUUUUACUGCUUAUCAACACCAUCUUCCAGAGCAGCAUCUUGCCGCAGUAUUUGUUCAGGAAAGUGUUCCCCGUAGAAGCCGAGCAAGUAUCACAUCACCUAUAUGGUUCAGAGUGUUCACUUAAUCUUGGACGUAAGACCAGCACCACACGUAAAAAGGUCAAGUGUACCAACUGCAACACCCAAUGGAACUCGAAUGAUAUACCUUCACUGAUCAUGCUGCCUCUAGGUCCCCUGAUUUGAUUUCUUUUGGAGAACAAUCCCUCAAUACAGCAGCAUUUGAGUUACAGAACAGACCGAACAAAAAGCAAAAAGACUAGCUUUGAUGAUAUCCUGGAUGGUGCAAAGUACAAAAGCCUGUCUCAGCCCGGACAGUUCUUGUCGUCUCCUAAUAACUUUUCGUACACUUUUAACACUGAUGGGGCACAGGUGUUUAAGUCUGCCAAAACCUCCGCCUGGCCCAUUCAUGUCAUGAUAAACGAGUUGCCUCCCCGUGUUAGGCAAAAGCAUACAGUAAACCCUCGUUAACUCGAACUCGCUUAUCUCGAAAUAUCGGUUAUCUCGAAUAUUUUUUGCGUCCCGAUCCAUGUCCCAAUGCUUCCUAUAUAUUUGGGCCCUUUUAAGUCGAAGCCUUUUUUUGCCCAAGUACGGAUAUCUCGAAAUCCCAUCACCGGUAGGUCAGCGUACCUACGACUGAUAACGUGCAUUCUUCGGUCCUCCAGGCUAGGUCAAGGUCAAAGCCUUUCAGUCCUAGUGACUCGCGCCUCACGCGCCGCUAGCUGUGGCACGCAGACACAACUCCCCUUUCCACCCAACGUCACUCCUCCUCCUCCUCCUCUGCAUUCGUCCGAGCUUCUCUUCGUUUUGUUCUUCGCGGUGCCAUGAUGGCUGAACAACACGCAUGAAAGUACGGAAGGUGGCACUUAUCAAAGGCCUGGUAGCAAGUUCAUCAAGCCAAUAGCAUGAACUGUUUCAUUCAUGCGGGUUUCUGGUCUUCCAUCGCCGUACCGGAGCCAGCAGACUAGUUCAGUGGCUGUGAUGAAUUGUGCAACGACGCGAUGCGCCACGCAUGGAGAGUGACUUAGGACUUGAACAUCGAGGACUAUGCGCUUUACGACGGCGAUGUUCCAGUAGCGGUGAACUGAGUGAUACAGAAAUCGUCGAGAGUGCCCGCGGUAGUGACGUGCCGGGAGGAGCGUCUCAUGCGUUGCAUUGAAGUGCUUGAAGAUGCUUUCUUGUUCACAGGCGCAAAUGCCAAGCAGAUUGCUAUUACAGAGUUAUUCAGUCUCAGAUGAUGUUAAAAAAUAAAUGGCUUCGGAAUUGUUUACGAGCCCUAUUACUGUAGGAAUGCUUUUUUUUUUUUUAUGUUUCACAACAUAGUGCAUUGUAGUAACAUCGUGGCAACGUAAUUUUCGCUGUUCGCUUAACUCGAAACCCCGCUUAUCUUGAAAUUUUUUCGGGUUUUUACGACUUAGAGUUAUCGUGGGUUUACUGUAUGCUUGUAGCAGGGCUCUGGUGUGGAAAAGGAAAGCCAGAUAUGAACAUGUUUCUUGGACUCUUUGUCAAUAAUGCCAAAAAGAUAUUUGAUGGUGUGAAGUGGAAAAACAACUCUCGAACUGUUGUUAGGAGCAGAUUUGUUGGGCUGUGCUGCUGUGUCGAUUCUGUUGCAUGAGCACCCAUGCAGAACCAUGUUGGAUUUCAUGGUUACUUCGGCUGCAGCUGGUGUUAUCAUAAAGGUGAAUACCACACUUCGGCAAUGAGGUUCCCCAUCACCAUCGACACGCCUAUGGAGCGAACAGAUGACAUGGCUAUAAGAGAAAUGCAGCACUCAUUGAAAGAGAAGCGGCAUCCUGUAUGUGGUUUUAAAGUUCCAGCAGCGUUAAUUAACGUGCCACAUUUUGGAAUAGUGUCAGGAUUUGUCCCAGAUUAUAUGCAUGCUGUACUUCUGGGUAUGUAAGGACAAUCACAGGACUAUGGCUGUCAGAAGCAAAAGAGAGGUUUUACAUUGGGAAGAAAUCGACAACACAAAGCACGGGGCUGUUCACAGCUUUAGUGACAUGACAUUGACUUUACCUGCAUCCUGUACGAGUUCCAGGCGAAUAUUCUUAGGGGUACUAUGUAUCAUUCUGCAGACUACACUAGGUCUAGGCAUAGGAACAACCGGACAGUUUGUCUGACGAAUGGUAUCUAUGCUGAGUUACUGCGCAUAUGCAUUUACAGAAGUGAUGGUGAGAUGUUCUGAUCCUUUUAGAAUACACUGACCUUCGUGAGUUCUAUUCUCCCCACCUGAGAGUUUGUGCUCUUUCGAAACAAAUUAGGGUGCAUGCUCCUGAACGUUUGGCGUACAGGUGCAUGUACAUGUCAUUAAGAGUUUGUGGUUGGUAAGCUGCCGAACAAAGUUGAGUAUGAAUAAUGUUACCUACAUUGAAAGCUACUUUUAAAUAGGUCAUUCAACUUUGCAGUUCAUAACUAAAUAUUGCCCAUGAUGGGAAACAACAACAACAACUUUAUUUUCGACCUUGGAGAGUGGGGAGUUUCAUCGCCACAGGCAAUACUCUACCCCAUUACUGGAUGGAAUGGGGGGAAUAAAGUAACGAGCCCCUUCACAAUAACGAUCGAAGUCCGAUGGUGUCCAGAAAUGUCAGAAGAGCUUUGAGCGCAGAGCGUUGCUGGGCUGGAUUGGGCCAGGGACCAAGCAAUUUCGAUAGGGAGAAAGGGCGAGAGUCCAGCUGACGAAGAGACUCGGAGAGUGUGGUUCGGAAAGGUUCGUAGUGAGGGCAAUGAAGAAGAAUGUGCUCCAGAUCCUCAAGAGCACCACAGUGGCAGCAGGUGGGAGAGUCAACUUGUCUCAAGCGGUAACGCCACUGAGCUGUAAAGGCCACAUCGAGGCGCAUUCGGUGGAUUAAUGCAGCAUCUUGACGAGAGGUGUUUCGUGGCAUGCGGAAAGCGAGCGUGGGAUCAACUCUGUUCAACAUAGAGGGGGAAAGAAUGUCGGUUGUCCGUUGGCGGGAAGCCAGGGGUGUCACUAGGCGUCGCAGAAUUGAACGGCGGUCUCCUCUCAGGAGAAAAAUGCGGGUCCGUUGCCGAUACGAGAGUGCUGCUUCUGCGGCGCUGUCGGCCUGCUCGUUCCCCACGACACCACAUUGGGCUGGAACCCACUGGAGAACUAGCCUGUGGCCUGCGGCGUAGAUAGUGUGGUAAGCCAUUAACACGUCUGUGACUAGGGGU